GAGGGACUAAUCUCUGCCUGGUGUUCAGGGUCUUCGCCGUCUGCACGCCCGGCGGCGGCCCCCGUCUCCGGUUGCUCCUCCGGCCACGGGCUUCCCGGCGGGGAGGCAGCACAAGGAGGGAGUGCGGUGGCCCUGAGUUUCCCUAAGCCAUGGGCAACGAGGCGAGCUUGGAAGGGGAAGGGCUCCCCGAAGGGCUGGCGGCGGCAGCAGCGGCGGCGGCCGGAGGAGGGGCUGGCGGGGCGGGGAGCCCCUUGCACACCGUGACUCCGGCCGGCAUGGAGGCGGAUCUGAGCCGGCUGAGCGAAGAGGAGAGGAGACAGAUCGCUGCUGUCAUGUCAAGGGCGCAGGGGCUGCCCAAGGGAAGCAUUCCUCCGGCCUCUGCGGAGCCGCCUUCCAUGCACAGGAAACAAGAGUUGGAUAGUAGUCAAUCUCCAAAGCAACCAGGAAAACCGCCGGACCCUGGGCGUCCAGUUCAGCCUGGUCUCAGUAAAAGUAGAACUACAGAUACUCUGAGGUCAGAGCAGAAAUUGCCUGGAAGGAGUCCUUCCACUAUUAGCUUGAAAGAAUCGAAAUCCAGAACUGAUUUUAAGGAAGAGCACAAGUCUAGUAUGAUGACUGGCUUCCUCUCAGAGGUUAAUCCUUUAAGUGCUGUCUCCUCUGUUGUAAAUAAAUUCAGUCCUUUUGAUUUGAUAUCAGACCCUGAUGCCUCCCAGGAAGAAGCCUCCAAGAAACAAAAAAUAUCUCAGAAGGAACAAGGAAAACCUGAAGGAAUCACAAAGCCUCCAUCACAACAACAGUCACCCAAGCCAGUUCCUAAGCAGCCAGGACCUGUGAGGGCCCUGCUUCAGCAGGACGGUUCUCCCAAAUCAGUAUCUCCUCAGCAGCCAGAAAAAAUUAAAUCACAACCUCCAGAAACAGGAAAGCCAACUCAGGGCCUCACCCAGGCUCCGCAGACAGACCAGGCAAAAUUGCCACUUCAGAGAGAUGCAGCCAGGCCUCAGACUAAACAGACAGAUACAGUAAGGGGAGAGUCAGUUAAACCCUCACUGCAAAGCCCAUCCAAGCCUCCUAUUCACCAAGUAAGUCCUGGAAAGCCUCCAGCCCAGCAGCCUGGACCUGGAAAACUUUCCACACCACAGCCUGGGCCUGAAAAGCCCUCAGCUCAGCAGCCAGGGCCAACGAAGGCCCUAGCUCAACAGCCAGGGACCCCAAAGCUCCCGGCCCAGCCACCAGGAACAGCAAAGGCUGCAGCUCAGCAACCUGGGCCAAAGUCUCCAGCUCAGCCUCCUGGGCCUGCAAAGACUCCAGCUCAGCCUCCUGGGCCUGCAAAGUCUCCAGCUCAGCCUCCUGGGCCUGCAAAGACUCCAGCUCAGCCUCCUGGGCCUGCAAAGACUCCGGCUCAGCCUCCCGGGCCUGCAAAGACUCCGGCUCAGCCUCCUGGGCCUGCAAAGACUCCGGCUCAGCCUCCUGGGCCUGCAAAGACUCCGGCUCAGCCACCAGGGCCAGCAAAGCCCACGGCCCAACAGCUGGGGACAGCGAAAUCCCCGGCUCACCAACCUGGGCCACAGUCUCCAGCUCAGCCACCUGGGCCUGCAAAGACUGCAGCUCAGCAGGUUGGGCCAGGGAAGCCUCAGGUCCAGCAGGCUGGGCCAGGCAAGACUCCAGCUCAACAGCCUGGCCCAAUGAAGCCCCCUCCUCAGCAGCCUGGCCCAGCAAAGCCCCCUCCUCAACAAUCUACAAAACCAGGAAGCCAAACAGGGAAACCCCUGCAGCCACAAACUUUUCCAUCUGCAGCACAGACUCCAGUACAAGGCCUCCCAAAAACCAUCUGUCCUCUUUGCAAUACCACUGAACUUCUGUUGCAUGUUCCAGAAAAUGCCAAUUUUAACACAUGCACUGAGUGUCAAACCACUGUUUGUAGCCUCUGUGGUUUUAACCCCAAUCCUCAUUUAACCGAGAUUAAAGAGUGGCUCUGUUUAAACUGUCAGAUGCAGAGAGCUCUAGGAGGUGACCUGGCUCCAGUUCCAUCAUCACCCCAGCCCAAACCGAAGACCGCCCCUGUUCCUACAUCAGCAGUGAGCAAGCCAACCCCACAAUCACAGCAGAUUUCUCCAAAGAAAGAUACUACACCCAAACAGGAUGUCUCAAAGGCCCCUGAGUCUAAAAAGCCCCCACCACUAGUGAAACAGCCAACCCUUCAUGGCUCCCUCCCAGUCACAGCCCAGCAGCCUCCUGUGGCAGAGUCCUCCUCCAAGCCAGCCCCUCCCAAAGAGCCUUCCGUCCCAUCUGAACAGGCCAAGGUCUCCGUGGCUGAUGAUAAACCAAAGCAGCCCAAGACAGUAAAGCCAGCCACAGACAUUGUGUCUUCAUUGUCAACAGUAGCAAAACCGGACGUUCCAAGCUCCAAAGUACCAUCACAGGAUCAAGAGAAAGCAAUUCCUUCUCUAAAACCAGACUCUGCCAAACCCUCACAGAGUUUUCCACCAACAGGAGAAAAAGUCACCUCAUUCGAUUCUAAAGUCAUACCUCGACCUGCAUCAGAUUCAAAACUUAUUUCACAUCCUGGGCCUAGUUCAGAGACCAAAGGUCAAAAACAAGUUGAUUCAAUUCAGAAGAGGGACGAACCAAAGAAAGCACAAACCAGAAUGAGUCCUAAGCCAGAUGCCAAGCCUAUGCCAAAAGGGGCACCAACACCCCAAGGUCCGCGACCUUCCACUGGCCAAACUGCCCCCCCAUCUCCACAGCCCCCGAAACCUCAGGAGCAGUCGAGACGUUUUAGUCUGAAUCUGGGAAGUAUUUCUGAUGUCCCUAAAUCACAGCCCACAACUCCUCAAGAAACAGUGACUGGGAAACUCUUUGGGUUUGGAGCAUCCAUUUUCAGCCAGGCAUCAAAUCUAAUCUCCACAGCAGGCCAGCCUGGGUCUCAUGCACAGGGUGGGCCAGUGGCCCCGACAAAACAAGUCCCUCCUUCGCAGCCACCUACUUCUCAGGGGCCACCCAAAUCCACAGCACCACCUGCACCUGCCAAGGUUAUACCUGUGAAAAAGGAAACCAAAGCUUUAGUAGCUGAAAAAUUAGAGCCCAAAGCUGAACAAGUUUCAACAGUAAAAAGAACAGAAACAGAAAAGAAGCCUCUGCCUACUAAGGACAGCAAACCUUCAACAGUUGAGCCUCAAAAGGCUGUUCUUCCCCCCAAACUGGAGGAAACCCCCAAACCAGAAUCAGCCUGUCCUCUCUGCAAAACUAAACUCAACAUAGGUUCUAAGGAUCCUCCUAACUUCAAUACUUGCACUGAAUGCAAGAAACAAGUGUGUAAUCUCUGUGGAUUUAACCCUACACCACACUUGACUGAGAUUCAGGAAUGGCUUUGUUUAAAUUGCCAAACCCAGAGAGCAAUAUCAGGACAGCUUGGAGACAUGGGCAAAAUGCCACCUACACAGACAGGACCAAAAGCCUCUCCUAUGCCUGUCCCUACAGAACAACCAUCUCAGAAAAUAGCAAUGCCUGCCCAAGUAAAAGUGAAAAAGAGGGAACAAGAAUUAAAAACCAAAGGUGAAAAAAUCAUUCCAGAAGAAGUGAAAGAAACACCUUCAGUUGAAAAAAUUCCCCCUAAGGGAACCACAGAUCAAAUCCAGGAAGAGAGUAAACUAGAGAAAGACAAAACUUCAGCCCCUCAAGAAAAGAAGCCAACCCCUGAAGACAAAAAGCCACUCCUAGAAGAAAAAAAGCCUCCUCUUGAAGAAGAAAAGCCAACCCUUAAAGACAAAAGGCCAGCUCUUGAAGACAAAAAGUUACCCCCAGGAGCAAAAACAUCAGCUCUAGAGGAGGAACAGAAAUAUGACUUACUUAAAACUCAAGUACAGAUUGCUGAAGAAAAACCUGAAGGCAAAGUGGCUCCAGAGGCAGUGCAAGAAAAGAAACAACCACUGACCAAGAUGGAAGAUUUACCAUCUGGCGCACCUCAGAGUUUGUCUACGAAAGUUGAAGGGAUGACUCAAAAAAUAAAAGAACAGCCACAGGCAGCAUGCUCGGCAAAGCCUGAUCAGAUGGAACCUAGGAAGGAAAAAACAGAAAAGGAAGAUGACAAAUCAGACACAUCAAGUAUUCAGCAGCCGAAAAGCCCACAAGGUCUGAGUGACACAGGAUAUUCUUCUGACGGAAUAUCAAGUUCGCUUGGUGAAAUUCCAAGUCUUAUUCCCAGUGAUGAAAAGGAUUUGCUCAAGGGACUCAAAAAGGACUCCUUUUCACAAGAAAGCAGCCCAUCCAGCCCCUCAGAUUUGGCUAAGUUAGAAAGUAUGGUCCUAUCCAUUUUGGAAGCUCAGGCAAGUACACUUGAAGAAAAAGCAGAAAAGAAAACAGAACCCUGCGAGGUUUCUCCUGAGCAGCCUAAGGACCAACAGAAAACUCAGAGUUUAGCCGAAACUACAGUUUCAGAGGAGCUUAAAGAAAGUCAAGAAGAAGAAGACACUGUUAAGAAAGAGAGCCAACAAGACAUCCCUUCCAGAAAGGACCAUGAAGAAAAGUCUGAAUUUGUUGAUGAGUUGCCUACAAGAAGACAGCCUUAUGAUUCAAUUGAAGACAGUAGUGAAAGUGAAAACUCACCUGUUCCACAAAGAAAACGGAGAACUAGUGUUGGUUCAUCAAGCAGUGAUGAAUAUAAACAUGAAGAUAGUCAAGGAUCAGGUGAAGAGGAAGACUUCAUUCGAAAGCAAAUCAUAGAAAUGAGUGCUGAUGAAGAUGCUUCAGGUUCUGAAGAUGAUGAGUUCAUUAGGAACCAGCUCAAAGAGAUUAGUAGUAGUAUUGAAAGCCAGAAGAAGGAAGAAACCAAAGGGAAGGGAAAAGGAAUAGCAGGGAAACACAGGCGACUGACGCGAAAAAGUAGUGCAAGCUUUGAUGAUGAUGCAGGGAGACGCCAUUCGUGGCAUGAUGAAGAUGAUGAGAACUUUGAUGAAAGUCCGGAACUUAAAUACAGAGAAACUAAAAGUCAGGAGAGUGAAGAACUUGUAGUUUCCGGAGGAGGAGGGCUACGUCGAUUCAAAACGAUUGAACUCAAUAGCACGAUCGCAGAUAAAUACUCUGCAGAGUCAUCACAGAAAAAAACAGCUUUGUACUUUGAUGAAGAGCCAGAAUUAGAAAUGGAAAGCUUGACAGACUCUCCGGAAGAUCGGUCAAGGGGGGAAGGAUCUUCUAGUCUUCAUGCUUCCAGCUUCACUCCUGGCACAUCCCCUACAUCAGUUUCGUCACUUGAUGAGGACAGCGACAGUAGCCCGAGUCACAAAAAAGGAGAGAGCAAACAGCAGCGCAAAGCUCGACACAGAUCGCAUGGCCCUCUUUUACCUACGAUUGAAGAUUCUUCGGAGGAAGAAGAAUUGAGAGAGGAAGAAGAAUUAUUGAAGGAGCAAGAAAAGCAACGGGAAUUAGAACAGCAGCAAAGAAAGAGUUCUAGUAAGAAAUCAAAGAAAGACAAAGAUGAACUUCGAGCUCAGAGAAGGAGGGAAAGACCAAAGACACCACCCAGUAAUCUCUCUCCCAUCGAAGAUGCAUCUCCAACAGAAGAAUUACGUCAGGCUGCAGAAAUGGAGGAGCUUCAUCGAUCUUCUUGUUCUGAAUAUUCACCUAGCAUAGAGUCAGACCCGGAAGGCUUUGAAAUAAGCCCAGAAAAGAUAAUCGAAGUACAAAAAGUUUAUAAAUUGCCCACAGCUGUGUCUUUAUACUCACCGACAGAUGAGCAAUCUAUUAUGCAGAAAGAAGGUAGCCAAAAGGCAUUAAAAAGCGCUGAGGAGAUGUAUGAAGAAAUGAUGCAUAAAAGCCAGAAAUAUAAAGCUUUUCCAGCUGCAAGUGAACGAGACGAAAUGUUUGAAAAAGAGCCUUUGUAUGGUGGAAUGUUAAUAGAGGAUUAUAUUUAUGAAUCUUUAGUAGAGGACACGUAUAAUGGUUCCGUUGAUGGCAGUCUGCUCACGAGGCAAGAAGAAGAAAAUGGAUUUUUACAGCAGAGAGGGAGAGAGCAAAAAAUAAGACUUCCAGAACAGAUUUAUGAAGAUCCCAUGCAGAAAAUUACAGACCUUCAGAAAGAGUUUUAUGAGCUAGAAAGCUUACAUGCUGUUUUGCCUCAAGAAGACAUUGUUUCAAGCUCUUUUAUCAUCCCAGAAAGCCAUGAGAUUGUGGAUCUGGGUAGUAUGGUAUCUUCUACCAGUGAAGAAAAGCAAUUAUUAGAUGCUGAUGCUGCCUAUGAAGAACUCAUAAAAAGGCAACAGAUGCAAUUAACACCUGGAUCCAGCCCAACCCAGCCCACCAUCAGGGAUGAUAUGACAGAGUCUACUGUGGACUUUGACAGGGUGCCUGAUGCAUCUUUGACAUCAAGUGUUCUCUCAGGAGUAUCUCUUACAGAUUCAACCAGCAGUGCAACACUCUCCAUCCCAGAUGUUAAAAUAACCCAACAUUUUUCAACAGAAGAAAUUGAGGAUGAAUAUGUGACUGAUUAUACAAGAGAAAUUCAAGAGAUAAUUGCUCAUGAGUCACUGAUUUUGACCUACUCUGAGCCUUCAGAAAGUGCUACAUCUGCCCCACCCUCUGAGACACCCUCUCUCACAUCAUCUGUCUCUUCAGUUUGUACCACAGAUAGCUCCUCGCCCAUUACUACCCUGGAUAGCAUAACCACAGUUUAUACUGAGCCAGUGGACAUUGUAACUAAAUUUGAAGAUUCUGAGGAAAUUUCUUCAUCAACAUAUUUCCCAGGCAGCAUUAUAGACUAUCCAGAAGACAUAUCUUUAGAUCGGACUACCAUACCAGAUGGUAGAACUAGUGCUGAUCACAUUGUGAUUUCCUUAUCUGAUAUGGAACCUUCUCUCAUAGAAACUGUAGGCACUAAACUUGAGGGGCUAAUUGCUGACACUAUUUCCACUGACUUAUCUGUAUCUGAAAAGGACCCAGUGAAGAAAGCCAAGAAGGAAACAGGGGAUGGAAUUAUUCUGGAAGUUUUGGAAGCUUACAGAGAUACAAGGAAGGAGUCGGAGGCUGAACUAACAAAAAUUAGCCUAUCUGAAACUCUGUUUGAUCAGACACCUUCUUCUCUAACAGCCCUUCCAAUGAAGGAGCAGGUUUCAACUACAUGCUUUUUAUCUGAAGACGUUUUUGGUUCAGCAAAGCCUGCAUCUCAGCUGCCAUCUGGCACUCCUUCUAUUUCCUGUCUUACAACUAAAGCUCGUCCAUUCCUUCGAAGUUCUUCUUUGGACGCAUCAGCCCAACCUCCUCCCCCUCCUCCUCCUCCCCCACCCCCUCCUCCCCCUCCACCCCCUCCUCCUCCCCCACCUCUUCCUCCACCAACCUCACCUAAACCAACUAUUCAUCCUAAAAAAAAGGUAACGGUUCCAGCUCCAGUGACUGCGACUACUGCAGCUACACCUCUAGUAGAUUCUGUUGCUACAGUAGAGACCACAGCUGCUCCAGGAAGUAAUGGGUUACCUAUAACAAAAAUAUGUACCACUGUACCUCCUCCUGUCCCCCCUAAGCCAUCUUCAGUUCCAUCUGGACUUGUAUUUACACAUAGACCUGAGCCAAGCAAACCUCCAGUUGCCCCUAAACCAGCAGUUCCUGAACCUCCAGUCGCUACCGCAAAACCAACAGAUACGCAGCCCAAACCAACAGGUCUACCUAUAACUUCAACUAUGACAUUAAAUUUAGUGACUUCAGCAGAUUAUAAAUUGCCUUCCCCUACCUCUCCACUUUCCCCUUACUCUGACAAGUCCUCGCCAAGAUUUUCCAAGUCCCUCAUGGAAACUUAUGUGGUUAUCACAUUGCCAUCUGAACCUGGGACUCCAACAGAUUCUUCAGGGAGUCAAGUUAUUACCAGCUGGCCCUUGGGAUCACCCUCCAAAGACCUGAUUUCCACAGAGCCAGUAUUUUCUGUAGUUCCUCCUAUGACAGCUACAGAAAUUUCAAGUUCUUCACGACAGAGCCUGUACAUCUCAGGAGCUUUGGAGACAUUUUCUGCUAUCCCUGUCACAACACUAUCUUCAUUUCAAGAACCCCCAACUUCAGUUACACAGUUUUUCCCAGCUGAAGUUUCCAAGGCUGAGUUUUCAACAGCCAAAAGUACAAUUGCUAGUACUGGUCUCAGCAGUGUCUCUAUAUCCAUUCCUCCAGAGCCUCUUGCUCUAGAUCACCUCCAUUUAGAGAAGCAACAGUAUAAAGAAAAUGUUAAGUUGCAACUUGUUGGUGAUGCUAUUGAUCUGCGUACAGUACCCAAAGUAGAAGUUAAAGUAACUGAAAAAUGUAUGGAUCUUUCUGCUUCCAUGAUGGAUGUGAAGAGGCAGACCACAGUAAGUGAAAUGUAUGGGAGACAAAUUAGUGCUGUCCAGCCCUCUAUUAUAAAUCUCAGUGCAACUUCAUCAGGAGUGACUCCAGUAUCCCUGGUCACCGAGACAGUGACUGUUGUCACGUGCACAGCUACUGCAAGCUACACCACAGGCACAGAAAGCCUAGUGCGUCUAGAACGUACAACAGCAAUGCCACUUCAACUCACUACAUCAAAGCAUGUAGAGCCCCCAUGCAGGGUACCAAGUGGCCAGGCCUUUCCUACAGUUAGGGAGGAAGCACCAAUAAACUUAUCUUUAACCACUUCUGUACACCCAAUGACAUCAGCUCUUACGAAAACCAUGACUGCACCUCCUGUUGGUGUCACAAACGGUUGGACUGAUAGCACCACAUCACAGGGCAUCACUGAUGGAGAAGUAGUGGAUCUCAGUACCUCAAAGUCUCAUAGAACUGUUGUAACAAUGGAUGAAGCUACUUCAAAUGUGGUGACCAAAAUAAUAGAUGAUGAAAAACCUGUUGAUCUGACUGCAGGAAGAAGAGCUGUGUGCUGUGAUGUGGUUUAUAGGUUACCUUUUGGGAGGAGCUGCACGGCACAGCAGCCUGCAACGACUCUUCCUGAGGAUCGUUUUGGUUAUAGGGAUGAUCACUAUCAGUAUGAUCGAGCAGGGCCAUAUGGUUAUAGAGGGAUUGGGGGAAUGAAACCUUCCAUGUCUGACACUAAUUUAGCAGAAGCUGGACAUUUUUUCUAUAAAAGUAAGAAUGCUUUUGAUUAUUCUGGAGGAACUGAUGCAGCAGUAGAUCUAACUUCAGGGAGAAUUACUACAGGUCAGUAUGAUGUAGCAACAGACCUUUCCUUGAAAUAUCAUUAUGGUGUUCCUCAUCUCAUUUCAGGAUGACAAUGUGGUCCCUUUCCCAAUUUGUUACUUUUCAUCUUUCUUUGGAUGUUUUGGCAACGUAUUUUGGAGUACAUGUGCGCUUUUGUUUCUUCAUUUUUUUUUUAACCUUUCCACGCAAAGUCGCCUGCAUGUGCCUGCAUGUUCAACAUUGCUUUUAUUCCGCACCUAGGUAGGUUAACCUGUGGAUUUGCAUGCCGUCCCGUUCAUUAUGUUCUUCAAGACGAGUGGGCUUUCCAACCCCAAAAGCAUCAUUCGUUCUGGAACUGGACUGUAACUCUACCCUGUGUUUCAGGUGAGGUAAUGGAUUAUUCAAGCAAGACUACAGGUCCAUAUCCAGAAACACGACAAGUCAUUUCAGGAGUUGGGAUUAGUACCCCACAGUAUUCCACAGCAAGAAUGACUCCACCUCCAGGACCUCAGUAUGGUGUGGGGAGUGUUUUGAGGUCAUCUAAUGGUGUUGUCUAUUCUUCAGUAGCAGCUCCAAUUCCUUCCACAUUUGCUAUCACCACACAACCUGGCUCCAUUUUCAGCAACACCAUGAGGGAUUUGUCUGGUGUGCACACAACUGACACUGUGACUUCAUUAUCCGCCCUGCACCAGAGCCAGCCAAUGCCUAGGUCAUAUUUCUUGACAACAGGGGCAUCUGAAACAGACAUUGCAGUCACUGGUGUUGAUAUCAAUGCCAGUUUGCAAACUAUCACUAUGGAAACUCUGACAGCUGAGACGAUGGACUCAGUUCCCACUUUAACCACAGCGUCUGAAGUAUUUUCUGAAGUGGUGGGAGAGGAAAGUGCACUUUUAAUCGUCCCCGAAGAAGAUAAGCAACAACAGCAACUGGAUUUGGAGCGUGAGCUCUUGGAACUGGAGAAAAUUAAGCAGCAGCGUUUUGCUGAGGAAUUAGAGUGGGAACGGCAGGAAAUUCAAAGGUUCCGAGAACAGGAAAAGCUCAUGGUUCAAAAAAAGCUGGAGGAGCUGCAGUCAAUGAAGCAGCACCUCCUGUAUCAGCAAGAAGAGGAGCGGCAAGCCCAGUUCAUCAUGAGACAGGAGACGUUAGCGCAGCAACAGUUGCAGCUGGAGCAGAUCCAGCAGCUGCAGCAACAGCUUCACCAGCAGCUCGAGGAACAAAAGAUCCGCCAGAUCUACCAGUAUAGCUAUGAUCCUUCUGGAACUGCUUCUCCACAAACCACUACAGAGCAGGCCAUUCUGGAAGGUCAGUAUGCUGCCCCAGAAGGUGGUGGUCAGUUUUGGGCAACCGAAGAUACAACCACCACAGCCUCUGCCGUGGUGGCGAUUGAAAUACCACAAAGCCAAGGAUGGUACACAGUUCAGUCGGAUGGGGUUACUCAGUACAUUGCCCCACCUGGUAUCCUGAGUACUGUUUCAGAAAUACCUCUGACAGACGUGGUUGUAAAAGAGGAGAAGCAGCCCAAAAAGAGAAGUUCUGGAGCUAAAGUCCGUGGCCACUAUGAUGAGAUGGGGGAAAAUCUGGCAGAUGAUCCCCGCUGCUUUAAAAAGAUAGUGGACAGCGGGGUACAAACUGAUGAUGAAGAUGCAGCAGAUAGGAGUUACGUGAGUAGGAGAAGGAGAACUAAAAAGAGUGUCGAUACAAGCGUCCAAACGGAUGAUGAAGAUCAGGAUGAAUGGGAUAUGCCUACUAGAUCAAGGAGAAAAGCUCGCGUAGGGAAAUAUGGUGACAGCACUACAGAGGCAGACAAGGCCAAACUCCUUUCCAAAGUCUCCAGUAUAGCAGUUCAAACAGUAGCAGAGAUAUCUGUGCAAACUGAACCAGUCGGAACCAUAAGAACGCCUUCGAUACGGGCACGCGUGGAUGCCAAGGUAGAAAUAAUUAAACACAUUUCAGCACCAGAAAAGACUUACAAAGGGGGCAGUUUAGGAUGUCAAACAGAAGCAGAUUCAGACACACAAAGUCCUCAAUAUCUGGGUGCCACAUCUCCACCCAAAGACAAGAAACGCCCAACACCUUUAGAGAUCGGUUAUUCAUCUCACCUUCGGGCAGAUUCCACAUUACAGCUGGCUCCUUCCCCACCCAAAUCUCCAAAAGUCCUUUAUUCACCCAUCUCACCACUUUCACCAGGCAAAGCCUUAGAAUCAGCCUUUGUACCUUAUGAGAAACCCCUCCCUGAUGAUAUAAGUCCACAGAAAGUACUGCACCCCGAUAUGGCUAAAGUUCCCCCAGCAAGUCCUAAGACAGCCAAGAUGAUGCAACGCUCCAUGUCUGACCCCAAGCCUCUGAGUCCAACAGCAGACGAAAGUUCCAGGGCUCCUUUUCAGUAUACCGAGGGCUACACGACAAAAGGUUCUCAAACCACGGCACCCUCUGGCACCCAGAAAAAAGUGAAGAGAACUCUGCCAAACCCACCUCCCGAGGAGACCUCCACGGGAACUCAGUCAACAUACAGCACCGUGGGCACAGUUUCCAGGAGAAGGAUCUGCAGAACCAAUACGAUGGCACGAGCCAAGAUUCUCCAGGAUAUAGACAGAGAGCUCGAUCUUGUGGAGAGGGAAUCUGCAAAGCUUAGAAAGAAACAAGCAGAACUUGAUGAGGAAGAGAAGGAGAUUGAUGCCAAGUUACGGUACCUGGAAAUGGGGAUUAACAGGAGGAAAGAGGCGUUGUUAAAGGAGAGAGAAAAGAGAGAGCGAGCCUACCUCCAGGGAGUAGCUGAGGAUCGUGAUUACAUGUCUGACAGUGAGGUCAGCAGCACCAGACCAACCCGAAUCGAAAGUCAGCAUGGCAUAGAGCGACCGAGAACUGCUCCCCAAACUGAAUUCAGCCAGUUUAUACCACCACAAACCCAAACAGAAUCUCAGCUAGUUCCUCCUACAAGUCCUUAUACCCAAUACCAAUACUCUUCCCCUGCUCUUCCUACCCAAGCACCCACCCCAUACACCCAACAAUCCCACUUUCAGCAACAGACUCUGUACCAUCAGGAAGUUUCACCUUAUCAGACUCAGCCAACCUUCCAAGCUGUGGCAACGAUGUCCUUCACACCUCAAGCUCAACCUACCCCAACACCACAACCUGCUUAUCAGUUACCAUCACAGAUGAUGGUGAUACAACAAAAGCCCCGGCAAACUGCGUUAUAUUUGGAGCCCAAGAUAACUUCAAACUAUGAGGUGAUUCGCAACCAACCCCUGAUGAUAGCGCCUGUUUCUACUGAUAAUACAUAUGCUGUUUCCCACCUUGGUAGUAAGUACAACAGCUUAGACUUGAGAAUAGGAUUGGAGGAAAGAAGUAGCAUGGCAAGCAGCCCAAUAUCAAGCAUAUCGGCAGACUCUUUCUAUGCAGAUAUUGACCAUCAUACUCCACGAAAUUAUGUCUUAAUUGAUGACAUUGGAGAUAUUACAAAAGGAACAGCCGCUUUAAGCACUGCAUUUAGCCUUCAUGAAAAAGAUCUGUCAAAAGCAGACCGUCUCCUUCGAACCACUGAGACACGUAGGUCUCAAGAAGUGACAGAUUUCCUAGCACCUCUGCAGACUUCUUCCAGAUUGCAUAGUUAUGUGAAAGCAGAGGAAGACCCGAUGGAGGAUCCUUAUGAGUUAAAGCUUCUGAAACAUCAGAUUAAACAAGAAUUCCGUAGAGGGGCAGAGAGCUUAGAUCACCUCGCUGGUCUUUCCCAUUAUUACCAUGCCGAUACUAGCUAUAGACAUUUUCCAAAAUCUGAAAAGUAUAGCAUUAGUAGACUCACACUUGAAAAACAAGCAGCAAAACAACUACCAGCAGCCAUACUUUAUCAAAAGCAGUCAAAGCAUAAGAAAUCACUAAUUGAUCCUAAAAUGUCCAAAUUUUCACCUAUUCAAGAAAGUAGAGACCUUGAACCUGAUUAUUCGAGCUACAUGACUUCUAGCAGUUCAUCUAUUGGUGGCAUUUCUUCCAGGGCAAGGCUUCUUCAAGAUGAUAUCACUUUUGGCCUCAGAAAAAAUAUUACAGACCAACACAAAUUUUUGGGAUCAUCUCUUGGCACAGGGCUGGGCACAUUAGGAAAUACCAUACGGUCAGCUCUGCAGGAUGAAGCAGAUAAGCCAUACAGCAGUGGCAGCAGGUCCAGACCUUCUUCCAGACCUUCCUCUGUCUACGGGCUUGAUUUAUCAAUUAAAAGAGAUUCUUCCAGCUCUUCUCUAAGACUGAAAGCUCAAGAGGCGGAAGCUCUAGAUGUUUCCUUUAGUCAUGCAUCCCCCUCUGGCAGAACUAAGCCUACCAGUUUGCCGAUUAGCCAGAGUAGAGGAAGAAUACCAAUUGUGGCCCAGAAUUCUGAAGAGGAAAGUCCACUCAGUCCUGUUGGCCAGCCAAUGGGAAUGGCCAGGGCUGCAGCUGGACCCCUGCCACCAAUAUCUGCAGACACCAGGGAUCAGUUUGGAUCAAGUCACUCAUUGCCUGAAGUUCAACAACACAUGAGAGAAGAAUCACGGACGCGAGGCUACGAUCGUGACAUAGCUUUCAUCAUGGAUGACUUCCAACAUGCCAUGUCAGACAGUGAAGCCUAUCACCUGCGUCGUGAAGAAACAGAUUGGUUUGACAAACCCAGGGAGUCUCGUUUGGAAAAUGGACAUGGUCUGGAUCGAAAACUGCCAGAAAGGUUGGUCCACUCUAGACCACUCAGUCAACAUCAAGAGCAAAUUAUACAGAUGAACGGGAAAACUGUGCACUACAUCUUUCCUCAUGCAAGAAUAAAAAUAACAAGAGACUCCAAGGAUCACACAGUCUCAGGUAAUGGAUUAGGAAUUAGAAUUGUGGGUGGUAAAGAAAUCCCUGGACAUAGCGGAGAAAUUGGAGCUUAUAUCGCCAACAUUCUUCCUGGGGGAAGUGCAGAACAGACAGGGAAACUUGUAGAAGGCAUGCAAGUAUUGGAAUGGAAUGGAGUUCCUUUAACUUCUAAAACAUAUGAAGAAGUACAGAGUAUCAUUAGUCAGCAAAGUGGGGAAGCAGAAAUAUGUGUAAGACUGGACCUCAGUAUGCUAUCAGAUUCUGAAAAUCCCCAGCACCUAGAACUUCAUGAACCACCAAAAGCUGUGGAUAAAGCGAAAUCCCCAGGGGUUGAUCCUAAGCAGUUGGCUGCAGAGCUCCAGAAGGUCUCGCUACAGCAGUCACCACUGGUUCUGUCGUCCGUCGUUGAAAAAGGAUCUCACGUUCAUUCAGGUCCUACAUCAGCAGGAUCCAGUUCUGUUCCCAGCCCUGGGCAACCAGGGUCACCCUCAGUGAGCAAAAAGAAACACAGCAGCAGCAAGCCUACUGAUGCAACAAAGGUUGUCUCUCAUCCAAUUACGGGGGAAAUUCAGCUUCAAAUCAACUAUGAUCUUGGAAAUCUCAUAAUACAUAUUCUCCAAGCAAGAAACCUUGUCGCUCGAGACAACAAUGGUUACUCAGACCCCUUUGUUAAAGUGUACCUUCUUCCAGGGCGAGGUGCUGAGUACAAGAGAAGGACUAAAUAUGUUCAGAAAAGUCUUAAUCCUGAGUGGAAUCAAACAGUAAUUUAUAAAAGUAUCUCCAUGGAACAGCUCAAGAAGAAAACACUGGAGGUGACAGUCUGGGAUUAUGAUAGAUUUUCUUCCAAUGAUUUUCUUGGUGAGGUAUUGAUUGAUUUAUCUAGCACAUCUCACCUCGAUAACACGCCUAGGUGGUAUCCUCUCAAAGAACAGACUGAAAGCAUUGAUCAUGGCAAGUCCCAUUCCAGUCAAAGCAGCCAGCAGUCCCCAAAGCCGUCUGUCAUCAAAAGCAGAAGCCAUGGUAUCUUCCCUGACCCAUCCAAGGACAUGCAGGUUCCCACCAUUGAGAAAUCCCAUAGUAGUCCCGGUAGCUCGAAAUCCUCAUCCGAAGGCCAUCUCCGCUCUCAUGGACCAUCUCGCAGUCAAAGCAAAACCAGCGUCACUCAGACCCACUUGGAAGAUGCAGGGGCUGCUAUAGCCGCUGCCGAAGCCGCCGUGCAACAACUCCGCCUUCAACCAACCAAGCCCACCAAUCACCGGCCUGCAGAAAGCUCCGUGUCCACUGGCUCCUCGGGCAGCAGCUUUGGCAGUGGGUAUAGCGUGGACAGUGAAGGAAGCAGCAGCACUGCAGGGGACACUAAUCUAUUUCCUAUUCCAAGGAUAGGAAAGAUGGGGCAGAAUGGGCAAGAGACUAUAAAACAGCCAGGAGUAGGCGUAGGACUAGCAGACACUGAAGUUAAAACUCAGGUAAUGGGAGAAAUCAAGAUUGCACUGAAGAAAGAAAUGAAGACAGAUGGGGAACAACUCAUAGUUGAAAUCCUCCAAUGCAGAAAUAUCACCUACAAAUUUAAAUCUCCUGAUCACUUACCAGAUUUAUAUGUGAAACUAUAUGUGAUGAACGUUUCUACCCAAAAAAAGGUGAUCAAGAAAAAAACAAGAGUAUGUAGACAUGAUCGAGAGCCUUCAUUCAAUGAAACUUUUAGAUUCAGCCUAAGUCCUGCUGGACAUUCUCUUCAGAUUUUACUUUUUUCCAAUGGAGGGAAGUUUAUGAAAAAGACCUUGAUUGGUGAAGCCUGUAUCUGGCUAGACAAAGUGGAUCUCAGAAAAAGAAUAGUCAACUGGCACAAACUUUUGGUCAGUCCUACUCAAGCCCACUGAAGAAAUGUGUCUGCUCAGGGUAUAGAAAGUUCUUUAAACAGUCUUAAAUCAAGACUAUAGUCGAAUACUAUUGUUCUAAGCUAUGUUUUCAGGGGUAACCAUAAGAAGAGGAACAAAAGGCAAAAAGAAACUCAAAGGCUUGCAAAAGUAUUGUUGUGGAACAUAGAAAAAAAACCUCAAAUGAAAAAGUUCAUAUAUUGAAGACAAGAAAAAAAGUUCUCAAACCUUGGAUUUCUUGUGGCUGUCAAGAAACAGUGAGAGAAAUUUUGUUUGCUUAAUGCAAAAAUUUUUGAGUAGAGUUGAGCUACAGCUAUCUAAAGGCUGAGACUCAAAGAUUAAUAUGUUUUCUAAUGCAGGCAAAAGUAGUCCUUUAUGCAAAAGAACUUGGUUGAAAGGAAAAA
This is a messenger RNA of Mesoplodon densirostris (Blainville's beaked whale), 16210 nucleotides long. It is a transcript of the gene PCLO, whose product is annotated as piccolo presynaptic cytomatrix protein. Gene Ontology annotation, biological process: protein localization to synapse; presynaptic active zone assembly. Gene Ontology annotation, molecular function: protein binding; structural constituent of presynaptic active zone; metal ion binding. The record is from RefSeq and is a predicted model, not a curated record. NCBI's taxonomy places the organism in Eukaryota, Metazoa, Chordata, Mammalia, Artiodactyla, Ziphiidae. Gene Ontology annotation, cellular component: GABA-ergic synapse; axon; membrane.